This is a messenger RNA of Neltuma alba, 1268 nucleotides long. RefSeq names its product phosphoribosylglycinamide formyltransferase, chloroplastic-like. The record is from RefSeq and is a predicted model, not a curated record. The transcript has 5 exons. NCBI's taxonomy places the organism in Eukaryota, Viridiplantae, Streptophyta, Magnoliopsida, Fabales, Fabaceae. The annotation marks the transcript as partial. Gene Ontology annotation, biological process: 'de novo' IMP biosynthetic process. Gene Ontology annotation, cellular component: chloroplast; cytoplasm. Gene Ontology annotation, molecular function: phosphoribosylglycinamide formyltransferase activity.
AAGAAAAUUGAAUGUAGUGGUAAUUUAGAACGUGGGGUUUUCACCACAGAGGCUAGCAACUUGAGUGCUCAAGUCAGACGGAAAAAGCUGGCUGUUUUUGUCUCCGGUGGCGGAUCAAACUUUCGUUCAAUUCAUGAGGCAUCAAUUCAGGGAUCAAUUCAUGGAGAUGUCUCUGUUUUAGUUACAAACAAAAGCAACUGUGGGGGUGCAGAGUACGCCAGAGAUAAUGGCAUCCCAGUUAUACUAUUCCCCGAUGAUGGACUAUCCCCUGGCGAUCUUGUUAAUUCUUUGAGGAGUUUGGAGAUUGAUUUUAUCCUUCUAGCUGGGUACCUCAAACUUAUACCAGUGGAAUUGAUCCGAGCUUAUGAAAGGUCCGUAAUAAACAUUCAUCCAUCACUUCUUCCAGCAUUUGGAGGCAAAGGCUACUAUGGAAUGAAAGUACAUAGAGCAGUAAUUGCUUCUGGUGCAAGAUAUUCGGGACCUACAAUUCAUAUUGUCGAUGAACACUAUGACACCGGGCGUAUCCUUGGCCAGCGUGUUGUGCCUGUGCUUCCUAAUGACACUGCAGAGCAGUUGGCUGCCAGAGUUCUAAAGGAGGAGCACCGGUUAUAUGUAGAGGUGGUUGAAGCUUUAUGUGAAGAACGUAUAGUUUGGAGGGAAGAUGGUGUUCCUCUCAUUCGAAGCAAAGAAGACCCCAGUGAGUUAAGCUAACAGAAGUAAAGACUGGUCCUUUAAUGAGGUCUUGAGGUCACCCUGAAGAUCUGAUUUCACUGUCAUAUGGUUAUAACAUACAUUCUUUCAACACUCCUUUUCACUGCAAUACCUAUCACUUGAUGAAAUUGUCUUGCAGUUUCAAUGUUUUCUGCUGGUGGUUUUGGCCUCAUAAAGCUUGUAACUUUGACAAAAUUAGUGAUGAAUAAUGAUAUGAGCAUCAGAUGGGUUUUGAGGGGCCCCUGAUUAGGAUUGUGGGAUUCUUCUCGUAUGUGUGCCCUUGGCUUCUAAAAGCUGUUGGGCUCUGGACGACUUCUAUACCUGAUUAAGAAUAACAUUGAUCGAGUUCAGAUCAUCUGCUGUGAUGGUAACAUUUGUAUCUUCAUUUGACCUUUUAAAUUAUGAGAAGAGAUCUCAGUGCUUAUCCAACUGAUGAUAAGUUUGGAUAGUUGUUACUUUGUAGGCUGUUUUGGAUUACAUUGGUUUCACAAAAUUUUUAAGAACGAUGUGCUCUAAUGUAAUACCUCUAAUAACUAUUCCUUUCAUUGGGUGUGGAA